Gossypium raimondii (Peruvian cotton) is the source of this 1728-nucleotide messenger RNA. RefSeq names its product probable beta-1,4-xylosyltransferase IRX10. Gene Ontology annotation, biological process: glucuronoxylan biosynthetic process; plant-type secondary cell wall biogenesis. Gene Ontology annotation, molecular function: glycosyltransferase activity. The transcript is spliced from 4 exons. The record is from RefSeq and is a predicted model, not a curated record. NCBI's taxonomy places the organism in Eukaryota, Viridiplantae, Streptophyta, Magnoliopsida, Malvales, Malvaceae. Bases 195 to 1439 code for a protein of 414 amino acids.
CCUCCAUUUGUUAUUCAGCCCCCUUAGCUUUAACAAAACUCACUCAACUACUACUCCUAAUGACGUCCCACCAUCUUUCAACAUACCUCUCCUAAACAUUUCUCUUAAAUAUGCCUGUUUCUUCCUCUCCACCUCCCAUCUUAGACAGCUUCCUGUGUUGAUUGCUUUUUUUGGGUUCUCGAGACUCUUCCACAAUGAGGAAAUGCUUGUGGUUGUGGGGUUUGCUUUUUAUUGCUUUGGGGUUCGCAUGGAGCAUUACCGCUGAGCGCAAUCCUCGCACUGAAAGAAUUUCUGGAAGUGCAGGUGAUGUGUUGGAAGAUGAUCCAGUUGGAAGGCUGAAAGUAUAUGUAUACGAGCUUCCAAGCAAAUACAACAAGAAAAUCCUUCAGAAAGACCCCAGAUGUCUUUCACAUAUGUUUGCUGCUGAGAUCUUCAUGCACAGGUUUCUCUUGUCAAGUCCCGUUCGAACACUCAAUCCAGAGGAAGCUGAUUGGUUUUACACCCCUAUAUAUGCAACUUGUGAUCUUACACCCACUGGCUUGCCAUUGCCCUUCAAGUCCCCACGGAUGGUUAGAAGUGCAAUACAGCUUAUUUCCUCGAGCUGGCCUUACUGGAAUAGAACAGAGGGGGCUGAUCAUUUCUUUGUUGUGCCCCAUGAUUUCGGAGCCUGCUUUCACUAUCAGGAAGAGAAAGCUAUAGAGCGGGGGAUCCUUCCAAUCCUGCGGCAUGCUACGUUAGUUCAGACAUUCGGGCAACGCAACCAUGUGUGCUUGAAUGAAGGUUCAAUCACAAUACCUCCUUACGCUCCCCCUCAAAAGAUGCAGGCCCGCCAGAUUCCACCAGAUACUCCACGUUCUAUUUUUGUCUACUUUCGUGGGUUGUUUUAUGACGUGAAUAAUGACCCUGAAGGUGGCUACUAUGCAAGAGGUGCAAGGGCAGCUGUUUGGGAGAAUUUUAAGAGCAAUCCACUGUUUGACAUCUCCACUGAGCAUCCAACCACCUAUUAUGAGGAUAUGCAACGAGCUAUAUUCUGCUUGUGCCCCCUUGGGUGGGCACCCUGGAGCCCUAGACUAGUGGAAGCUGUCGUGUUUGGGUGCAUUCCUGUCAUCAUAGCAGAUGAUAUAGUUUUACCCUUUGCCGAUGCUAUCCCCUGGGAGGAAAUCGGAGUUUUUGUUGCAGAAGAAGAUGUUCCCAAGUUGGAUAAAAUUCUCACAUCUAUACCACCCCAUGUAAUCUUGAGGAAACAGAGGCUUCUUGCAAAUCCUUCGAUGAAGCGAGCCAUGUUGUUUCCACAACCUACACUACCAGGAGAUGCUUUCCAUCAAAUAUUGAAUGGCCUUGCUCGUAAAUUGCCACACCCAAAGAGUGUUUACUUGAAGCCUGGUGAAAAGAUUCUAAACUGGACCGCAGGACCAAUCACUGACUUGAAACCUUGGUGAUGUUAAGCGUUGUUCCACAUUCAAUGUCGGUUGUACCAAGUAGAGUUAGGGAUUGGCCUUGUGUAGAAUUUGAAAUUUUUCUUAAAAAUUCCAAAUUUUUGUAUAGAAGCUCACGUAUGGAAAGACACAUUUGAGUAUAGCUAUACAAUCAUCAGAUUGAUGGCUCCUCACGCUUGCACAUAUAAAAGCCCGAAUAGCAACAAAUAUUUUUCAUCUAGAGUUUUACUUCUGCAAAUGUCCUCCGUUCCAUCAUAUCAUUUGAAUCCACAACCUACAGAAGUUCUUUUGA